This is a messenger RNA of Acaulospora colombiana, 531 nucleotides long. The record is from the annotation of a GenBank genome assembly. NCBI's taxonomy places the organism in Eukaryota, Fungi, Glomeromycota, Glomeromycetes, Diversisporales, Acaulosporaceae.
AUGUCUUGCGUCAUCAAAGCAGAAACUGUUGACAACUUUAACUCCAUCAAUAACAUAAUCUCAACAUCUAACAUGUCGACGACCUCAUCACUAUCCUCUUCAAUAACAGAAAAAUCGACAUCGUCUGAAAGCAGCGAUUACAGCUUUAGUAGUUUUUCACCUGAAGACAACCUAUCGCAAGAAUUGUCGGUGUCACUUCAGAACCUGAUAAAUCACGGCGAACAAGAGGGCAUCGAAUUCGUGCCUCAUGAUUCAUUCAUAAACUCCCAUGCAAACACUAUAAACACUAUGACGUUAAUCAACAAUUAUGAAUUUUCACAUUACCCGCCACCUCUUGAAUUCGACGUCUCUCCCUCCGAUGAUCAAAUAUUAUCACCGGAAGAGUUUGAUGCUAUCUUCGAAUCUUUCUUUGCAGCCGCAGACGGUCGUAGCGAUUGUAACAUGAUCUCCCAAGACAUUGAUAACCCCAUGUUUGACUUAUUGGAGUCCGAACAAUUGACUCAGGCUCUUGAAUCCUUUUCAAUAAUUUAA